Dinoponera quadriceps is the source of this 2589-nucleotide messenger RNA. Its product is annotated as cytochrome P450 6k1-like. Gene Ontology annotation, molecular function: oxidoreductase activity, acting on paired donors, with incorporation or reduction of molecular oxygen; iron ion binding; monooxygenase activity. NCBI's taxonomy places the organism in Eukaryota, Metazoa, Arthropoda, Insecta, Hymenoptera, Formicidae. The transcript is spliced from 7 exons. The record is from RefSeq and is a predicted model, not a curated record. Bases 142 to 1641 code for a protein of 499 amino acids.
CGUCCGCAGUUUCUUACAGUAUCUGUAACGGCUUGCAUUAACAUUUAUUUAUUACGCAGUUCUCGGUUUACGUAAUUUCACCUCGGUGAAGACCAAGUUUAACGUACAGACGCAAGGUUUCGUUAACGAUAUAGGUUCGCGAUGACGAAUAUUUUCUUCAUACUUUUGGCGCUCUUGGUGAUGCUGUACCUUUGGGGGAAGAGGAAACAUUCUUACUGGGAGAGACGUGGCAUACGUUCGUUGCCCGGAUUGCACUGGUUCUUCGGGAACUUCAAGGACGCCGUGCUGAUGCGCAAAUCGUCGGGUAUGUUGAUCGGUGAUCUACAUAAGCAAGCCGCCGACGAGGAUGACGUCGUGGGCAUCUACAUCCUGCACAAGCCGUUCCUCCUCGUGAGAAAUCCGGAGCUUAUCAAGCAAAUGCUUAUCAAAGAUUUCCAUAUGUUUCCAAACCGUCACUUCUCAGCCCAAAGCACGAUUGACGAAAUCGGUUCCUCCUCUCUCUUCUCGAUAAGCAAUCCUAAAUGGAAGCAUAUGAGGACGAAAAUGUCGCCGGUGUUCACGAGCGGGAAGCUAAAGAAUCUCUUCCUGCUGAUGGUGGAGUCCGCAGAAUCCAUGGGGGCAUAUUUACGCGAUCAGUUUAAAGGAGACUCCAAAGUUGCGUCGUUCAACGUCAAGGAGACAUUCUACAAGUACACCACCAACGUAAUAGCUUCCAUGGCAUUCGGAAUUUGCAUCAACUCUUUCGACACGCCCACACCGGAAUUUUAUACUAAUUCGGUCAUAGCUUUCCAACAGAACUUCUUGAGGUCCGUGAGGUUCUUCUUUCUUUUCUUCUUUCCGAAUAUCGGGAAAUAUUUUGGCCUGAAAAUGCUCGGUGAGCAAACGAAUUACUUCCGUAGGGUCUUCUGGAACUCGAUGGACAACAGACGAUUUAGUAAGAAGAAACGGGGCGAUUUGAUCGAUUCUCUCCUGCAGCUGAAGAACGAGGAUGCAACAAACGAGAUCUUCCAAUUCGAAGGGGAUACUCUUAUCGCUCAAGCAGCGAUCUUCUUCGCCGCCGGCCGCGAGACCAGUAUCACCACUAUGACCUACACACUCUGCGAGUUAGCCAAGAAACCGGAGAUACAGAAGCGCCUCAGACGGGAGAUCCUCGAGAAGAUCGAGGCCGCGAACGGUGCUGUCACGUACGAGGCUGUCCAAGAUAUGAAGUAUCUGUAUCAAGUGGUGUCCGAAACGAUGAGGCUGUAUCCGCCUGCGCCGCUCAUCGACAGAGUUCCCCUCGAGGAUUACACGUUUCCCGGCACAAAGAUAACUGUCGAGAAAGGCACGCCGGUAUAUAUCGCGUUGUACGGUCUUCACACCGAUCCCAGGUAUCAUUCGAAUCCCACGACUUUCGACCCUGACCGGUUCAGCGACGAGAGGAAGAAUGAGAUGCUACCGUGCACCUUCAUGCCGUUCGGCGAGGGUCCGCGCAAUUGCAUAGGCAGUCGAUUAGGAUACCUGCAAACCGCCGUGGGACUGAUAUCGAUUCUGCAGGACUACGAGGUCGCGUUGAAUCCUUCUUGGCUAAGCACCGUGGACAAAAGAAAUGUGUUUACUACGCCACCGAUGGGAUUCCAGUUGGAUUUGAAGAAGAUAUAGACGACAUGCGUGCACGGUGACAUUUGCAGAAGAGAUCUACUACUACUUCAAGGAGUUUUUCACCUGGUAACAAGCUACAUCGAUCACUUAUUCCAAGGAUCUUCCAGGAUCAUUCUCGGGAACGCAGAGGGUUGCUACGGGACAUUCUUACGACGACAUUAGCAGAACGCCGAUAUUCUUAAGGGAUACUUCUUUAUUAUCUGUAAAAAAAUCUUUAUUUCGACAUUUCAUCGUCGUGUUUUCAAAUUGACUAUAUACAUUAUUGUAACCCGUCGUCUACAAGGUAGAUCGUAAUCUACAUUGCGGAGAGAGUAACACAUGUACCUCGUAGGCGUCUUCACAUUUACAAGUAAUUAUAGUUUUGGUUCACCGUAAUUUCCUCGAUAAUGCGAAAAAACAAAGUAUGAUAUCGCGCGUCACUGCGAUAUCUUUCGUAUUAGGAAUCACCGUCGAAUCAGUGAUGCGCGAUGAAUCAAGAUCAAGACCGGUAUUCAUAGUAAGAUCUUAAAGUUCAAGUCUUAAGUCCAUCUUCAGAUGUCCCGUAGCCAAUGAAAUGAGCCGUGCAGCAUCCGAAGACGAGAAGACGAUCUUUAAUAUAAGAUAUGUAGUUUUUAAAAUUUCGAAAAAAUCCGUCACUUUCUCCAUUCUCCCGUUGACUUUUUCGCCUUCUUAUCUUCUUUUCGGAAAAAAAUAAAUAUGGCGGGUCUUAAUCGAGCACACGUGCAUUUUUCUAAACGAAUUUUUAUACCCUCGAGACAGAAAAGCCGAAGAAAUCCGCGGAAAAAUUGGGAAAGAAUCGGUUUCUUUCUGAAACUUUGAAAUAUAAUAAGAUCCGUCUAUGAAUGCCGGCUCAAGACGCGACCUCCUUUACUUCCUCUUCGAUUGGCCAGCGUUUCGAUUCUGACAUCGAAUGCACAGUGUGAAGUGACAACGGAAAGAAAAAAAAAA